This is a messenger RNA of Mercurialis annua (annual mercury), 1860 nucleotides long. Its product is annotated as bZIP transcription factor 23-like. NCBI's taxonomy places the organism in Eukaryota, Viridiplantae, Streptophyta, Magnoliopsida, Malpighiales, Euphorbiaceae. Gene Ontology annotation, biological process: positive regulation of DNA-templated transcription. Gene Ontology annotation, cellular component: nucleus. The record is from RefSeq and is a predicted model, not a curated record. Bases 209 to 1558 code for a protein of 449 amino acids. Gene Ontology annotation, molecular function: DNA-binding transcription factor activity. The transcript is spliced from 5 exons.
UGAAGGAGAAACCAUGUCUUAAAAGCAAAAAUAAAAAAAAAAGAAUAGCAGAGACAAUCGACACUUGUCGCAUCCACCAAGCCCUAGAGAACGCAAAGAAGAAGGAACCAAAAAAAUUACAGACAAAAUAGCCACCACCACCACUAUCAUACUUACUUAAUUCAAUUCUAUUUAUUAUCAAGCGCAAAAAUAUAAAGAUAAUUACAAAAUGGGCACUAAUUUAAACUUCAAAAACUUCACGACUGAUCCCUCACUGGAUGGGGGUGGGGGAGGAGGUGGCAACUCUGGCAGCCGGCCACCAGAAAAUUUUUCUUUGGCUAGACAAUCGUCGGUCUAUUCGUUGACCUUUGAUGAGUUUCAAAGUACUAUCGGAGGAGUAGGCAAAGAUUUUGGGUCGAUGAAUAUGGAUGAGCUACUUAAGAACAUAUGGAGUGCAGAAGAGACGCAUAACAUGGUUGCAUCUUCUAGUGGGGCCCAAGAGGGUCUGCAGAAGCAGGGAUCUUUGACCCUUCCGCGAACGUUGAGCCAGAAGACAGUUGAUGAGGUGUGGAAAGAUCUAUUGAAGGAAUAUGGGAAUGUGAAUGGAGGUGGAGGUGGAGGCGUAGGUGGAGCUGCAGCUGCUGCUGUAGAAAUAGCCAAUAAUAUGCCCCAAAGGCAGCAUACUUUAGGGGAAAUGACAUUAGAAGAGUUUCUAGUAAGAGCUGGUGUUGUAAGAGAAGAGGUCCAAUUAGCUGCUGCAAAGGUAAAUGCUAAUGGUGGUGGUGGGUUUUUUGGUGAUUUAUCAAGAUCAGGAAAUAACGCUGGUUUAGGAAUCGGGUUUCAGCAGAACAGAGUUAUAGGAUUCAAUAAUAAUAAUACUAAUACCAGUCCAGUUCCUUUGCAAUCGUCAAAUUUGCCUUUGAAUGUUAAUGGUGUUAGAUCAAAUCAGACAGCACAGGUUCAGCAGCUACAGCAGCACCAACAACAGCAGCAGCAGCAGCACCAACAACAACAGCAGCACCAUCAACCGCAAAUAUUUCCAAAGCAGCCUAACUUGGGAUAUGUGACACAGAUGCCUUUGCAAAGUAGUCCCGGAAUUAGGGGUGGAAAUGGAAUAAUGGGAAUUGGAGAGCAAGGGAUUAGUGGUGGUUUGAUGCAGGGUGGAGGUAUGGGAAUGGUUGCAUUAGGAGGUGUUGCAACUGGAUCACCUGCAAAUCAGUUGUCAUCUGAUGGGAUUACAAAAAGUAAUGGGGACACUUCUUCCGUGUCUCCGGUUCCCUAUGUGUUUAAUGGAGGUUUAAGAGGAAGGAGAGCUGGUGGUGCUGUAGAGAAGGUGGUUGAGAGGAGGCAGAGAAGAAUGAUUAAAAACCGAGAGUCGGCUGCAAGAUCACGUGCUCGCAAGCAGGCGUAUACUAUGGAGUUGGAAGCAGAAGUUGCAAGGUUAAAAGAGGAAAAUCAAGAACUGCGGAAGAAACAGGCAGAAUUGUUGGAAAUGCAGAAAAACGAGGCAAUGGAGAUUAUGGAUCAGCAACAGGCAAAGAGACGGUGUUUGAGGAGGACUCAGACAAGUCUAUGGUAAAAUAGAAAGGAUUAGAUUGUGAUUAUACAAUUUAAAAUCAUGUACGGAAGGUGGCUGUACAUAUCUGAGAAACCUGGAUGCUUCUGUAGAUUAAGAUGAUCCAAGCUUUUACAGUUGAAGAGUUAUACAGUUAAGGUAGAUUAAAUCUUCUAGUAUCUGUUAUUUGUUUCUCUUGUGAACCUUCUUGGUUAGGCAUACAGCAGUGCAAGGGAAUAGAUGUAUUUCUGUUGUAAUUUCGCAUAUCUUGGAAAUCAUGUCCUUUUCCCUGCUAUAAUUCAACCCAAGAUGGUUUUUGCUUCAAA